Molecule: messenger RNA, 5650 nt
Organism: Ziziphus jujuba (common jujube)
Lineage: Eukaryota; Viridiplantae; Streptophyta; Magnoliopsida; Rosales; Rhamnaceae
Product: TMV resistance protein N-like
Exons: 8
Coding region: 66-3569 (1167 amino acids)
Biological process (GO): defense response; signal transduction
Molecular function (GO): ADP binding
Source: RefSeq, a predicted model, not a curated record
UUUUUUUUUCAUAUUUUGCUCUGUAUCUACACCAUUCUUCACCAAGGAAGCCUUAAUUUGUAAACAUGGCUGCUUCUUCUUCUUCGUCUUCUUCUUCGACAAUCUCUCCUCAGCAAAAGCAUGAGAUUCAAGAAAAAUAUGAUGUGUUUCUCAGUUUCAGAGGUGAAGACACCCGCUAUAAAUUUGUUAGCCAUCUUUAUGCUGCUUUAUCUGCAAAGUAUAUCUCAACUUUCAAGGAUGAUCAUGAACUUCAGGUUGGUGAUGAAAUUUCACCCACACUUAGCCAAGCUAUUCAGAAUUCGAAAAUCGGGGUUAUCAUUUUCUCGAAAGAGUAUGCUUCAUCUACGUGGUGUUUGAAUGAACUGGUGGAAAUUCUUGAAUGCAAGAAAAGAAAUAAGAUGGGUGUUGUCGUUCCAAUUUUUUAUGAGAUAAAUCCAUCGGAUGUACGAAAACAGAAGGGGAGUUAUGAAGUUGCAUUUGCUAAACUUGAAGAACGUUUCAAAGACAGAAUGGAGAAGGUGCAUCAAUGGAGGGCUGCAUUGACAGAAGCGUCUAAUCUAACUGGAUUGAAUUCGACGAGAUCCAGGGAGGAGUGUGAGUUAGUUGAAGAAAUCGUCGAAAAUAUUUUAAAAAUAUUGCUACAAUAUCAACCAUCAGUCGAGCAAUAUUCCAAGAGACUCAUUGGAAUUAAAGAAAAUAUAAGGGAAAUUGAAAGAGACUUAUCCAUUGCCCCAAAAAAUGUUCGAAUUGUAGGUAUUUGGGGCAUGGCAGGUAUUGGUAAGACUACCCUUGCAAGAGUUGUGUUUGAUAAAAUAUCAAAUUCUCAAUCAUUCGAAGGUUGCUGUUUCCUUGAAGAUGUUAAAGAAAAUUAUAAAGUACCGGUCAAUUUGAAUCGUCUGAGAAAGGAAGUUAUAUCUUGUUUAUUGAAUGAUAAAAUUAUUCAAGAGAUGCAUGUAGCUUUACCUCCUAUUAUUUUUCAGAGACUUCGACGUAAAAAGGUACUUAUUGUUUUGGAUGAUGUGGAUAGCUCAGACCACAUAAAAGCUUUUGUUGAAGAAGGAUGUUGUGAGCUUGCUCCUGGAAGCAGAAUCAUUGUUACAACUAGAGAUGAGCAAGUGCUUAAGACAGUAGCUGAUAGUAUUCACAAGGUUAAGAGGCUAAAUGACAUUGAAUCUCUUGAUCUCUUCCGUUUGCAUGCUUUUCGUGAAAACUCUCCAACAAUUGAUGAUGAAAUGGUGUUAGAGGUAAUAAGAUAUGCUGAUGGCAACCCACUAGCUCUUAAGGUCUUGGGCUCUUCCCUUUACAGUACACCUAAAGAUGAAUGGGAAAGUGCAUUGAAGAAGCUGAAAAGGAAUCAAAAUCUGGGAAUUAAAAAAGUGUUGAAAAUCAGCUACGACGGGCUAGAUGAUGGGAGCAAGGAUAUAUUUCUUGACAUUGCUUUCUUAUUUAAUUCAUCUUUUACGAGAGACCAUGCAGAAAGAAUAUUAGGUGACGGUAAUUCCCCUGUGAAAAUAGAAAUACGUAUUCUCAUUCAGAAGUGUUUAAUUGAAAAUAGUGAAGGUAACAAGCUAAAGAUGCAUGAUUUGCUGCGCCAAAUGGGUCGGGAAAUUGUACGUGAUGAAGAUAAAAAAGAACCUGGUAAUCGCAGUAGGUUGUGCGAUGCUGUGGAAGUUUGUGAUGUAUUGGAAAAUUGUACAGGAACCGGAGCGGUGGAACUCAUAUCAUUGGACAUGUUUGAAACUAAAAAAAAUGUGACGAUGCAUCAUCGAGCCUUCUCAAAUAUGCGCAACCUACGAAUUCUCAAAGUUUAUUAUGGGUAUGAUGAUAUUGCCAGAAAUGAGUGGAUCCGCUUUGAUUAUAACAAUAUUGGUAGCCACAAGUUCAAACUGUUCAUUCCUCAAGCUCUUCACUCUCAUCUUUCUAUUAAGUUAAGGUUUUUACAAUGGGACUUAUACCUUUCGAAAUCGUUGCCAUCAAAAUUUAUCCCAGAGAACCUUGUUGAACUUGUACUUCGUGGCAGCCCUGUUGAAAAGCUUUGGAAUAGUCGUAAAGCUGUGUCUCUUCCAGAGUUAAGGAGAUUUAAUCUCAGUGAUUCCAAGUUCCUUACUCAACUACCAGAUUUGACACAUGCUCCAAAUCUGGAAAGGAUAAAUCUUGCAGGUUGUACAAGCUUGGUUCAGGUUCAUUCAUCUCUGCAAAAUCUAAACAAGCUUACUUAUCUAAAUUUUAAUGGCUGCUCCAAACUCAGAGAUGUUGAAGAGAUAUUCAAGAGAACAGAGGGAUUAUCUGAAAGUUGGAUCCAAAAUUUUAAAAGAAAUUUACGUCUCUACUCCUCUCAGGCUCACAUUUCCCAAAAGUUUGCACCCAAUUUAAGAUAUUUAGGUUUGCGUAAGACAGCAAUAGAAAAAGUGCCGCCGUCAAUUGGGUGUCUGUCGGGUAUUGUUCAAUUACAUUUGGAGCUUUGUAAAAGACUUAAAAGUCUUCCAACAAGCAUUUGCCAUUUGAAAGCUCUUAAAUCAUUAAGUCUGCUUGGUUGUGAGAAACUGAAAAGGUUUCCAGAAAUCUUGGAUCCUAUGGAACACUUAACAGAACUUGUGUUAACUAGAACAGGAAUUAAAGAGUUGCCAGAGUCGAUUGAAAAGCUAGUAUCCCUUAGAGAUUUAUUUAUGGAUGAAUGCAAGGACCUUGAGUUCCUCCCCAACAGUCUAUGUAAAUUAAGGAACCUUGAGAGGAUAUGGCUCGGCUACUGUUCAAAAUUUCAAAAAUUGCCUUCCCUUCCACCAUCGUUGAUCGUCUUGUGUGUGGAUGAUUGUCAGAGAUUGAAAUCUUUGCCAGAGGUUCCAUCUCAAUGUUUGAGUUUGUCUGCAAUUAACUGCACAUCACUGGAAAACAUUUCAAAUUGGAGGAGUACUCCAUUAUUACUCGAUCUGGAUAUCUUUGAAAAAUUUAACCUUCUAAUCUUUAAUCAUAUUGACUUUUACGGUUGUGAAAAAUUGGAUCAGAACACACGCAACAUGCUUUCUGAUCAGGCAGUAAUUCAUAUUCUGUCUCGUUUGAAAUUUGGAUUAAAUGCUUUAGGUGCUCAUUCUUUUCGCUAUCCAGGAGGUGAAAUUCCAGAGUGGUUCAACCAUCAAACUUGUGAGACUUCAAUCAAUAAUAUUAUGCUUCCUCCAUACUGGAACAAUGACGACUUCUUGGGUUUCGCUUUCUGCAGUGUUCUUCGUCAGAAUAUAAUCAACCCUAGUAUAUAUCUUGAUAUUGAUUGCAAAUUCAAUUCCGAAACCAUCGAUGAUAAUCGUCUGUAUGAAUAUCAUUUUUGCACGAAUGUUGUCAAUAGGGAGGUCAGUUCAGAUCAUGUGCUCAUGUGGUAUGUACGAAAACCGACUUUGCAGGAAGAAAUGGCUGGACUAAAUUGGCCCUCUACUUGUAGCACUGAGGCCUUUUUCCAUAUCCGGCAUAAAUAUAGUUAUUUGAGUGAGUAUGGAAAUGAGUCUGACGAGAUUAAGAAGUUUGGGGUUCGGUUUCUAUACAAACAAGACAUCGAGAGAUUAGAUGCAAAAACUGAAUGAAAGAAUAAGAGACGCUUCAAUGAAUGUUGUGAAUCAAAUUGAAGUGAAGCUGUUGAUUCUCUUGAGGAAGAAGACGAUGAUGAAGCACAUUCUAAGAAACUCAACGUUAUGGGACUGUUUAUAAGUUAAUGUGAAGAUUAUCAAGCCAGUUAACUGUUAUUUGAAGUUGUUGGCUAUGACCUAUGAGGAAGAAGAAAAUCCUUGGACUAAUUCGAAAACAAUCAAGCAUAAUUUUGAUCGCUUAGCAAUCUCUCCUGAAGAAAAGCAUGAGAUUCAGAAAAGUUCGAUGUGUUUCUGAGUUUCAGAAGUGAAGACACCCGCAAUCAAUUUGCUAGCUAUCUUUAUGCUGCUUUAUCUGCAAAGCAUAUCUCAACUUUCAUGGAUGAUCAUCAACUUGAGAGAGGCGAUGAAAUUUCUUCCACACUCCAACAAACAAUCGAGGAAUCUAAGAUUUGGGUAAUAAUAUUCUCAGAAAAACUUUGCUUCAUCCGCAUGGUGUUUGAAUGAUCUUGUGCAUAUUCUUGAAUGCAAGAAAAGAAAUGAGAUGGGUACUUUUAUGCCAAUCUUUUAUCGUAUAGAACCAUGUGUUGUGCGAAAACAAGAGGGCGGUUAUGGUGUUGCAUUGGCUACACUUGAAGAACGUUUCGAGAACAAGGACGGAAUGGAAAAGGUAAGAAAAUGGAGGGCUGCUUUAAUAGAAGCAUCAAAUCUAUGUGGCUUGUAUUCAGAGCAUUUCAGGUCAUGAUCUCUCUCUCUCUCUAUAUAUAUAUAUAUAUAUUUCCUGAUAAAUUCCAUCUUAAAUUAAUAAAAGGCGAUGAAAGCACAAUGAAAUAAAAGAAUAUAAUAAUAAGAAUAAUAAUUAAAACUGGCCAAAAUAACACUAUUUUCAUACUUUAAUUGGUAAGACGAAGCAAACAAAAAUCGAGUAUGCCUGACUCUUUAUCAAAACGCCUGUCGUACUUAUCUAUAACUGAUUUAUUUCAAUUUUUUAUAGUGCCGAGGUCAAGUUAGUUCAAAGGAUUGUUGAAGAUAUUUCAUGGAAAUUGCCAAAAUAUCUCUCAAAUGAGCAUUGUCAUGAGCACGUCAUUUAAUUGGAGACAAAGUUAAAGAAAUUGAAUCAUUAUUAUCCGUUGACACAGCAGAUGAAAGAAUUGUAGGUAUUUGGGGCAUGGGAGGUAUUGGCAUGACCACCAUUGCUAGUGUUGUAUAUCAAAGAUUAUCAUAUUCUCAUUUUGAGGGGUAGUUGCUUUAUUAAGAAUGUAAGGGAAGGAUAUAGGAAUGGUCAUUUGAGAAAAAGAGGAUUGGGAUCAAUUCUAUAUUAUUAUGCCUAGGAAACCCAAACUCAAUUUUUUAUGUUACUGCUUUUACAGAAAAUUUGAUGGUGAAACCAGUUAGUUUGAAGUUGUUGGUGAAGUUGUUGCCUCCAACCACUCUGAGGAGGAAGAAAAUCCCAAGACUAAUCCAAAGAAAUAUCACUCAAACAUAUAUAUUCUGUGAUUGCUUAGGCUCAGGCUAUGAGGAAACUAUGUGAGCUAUGCAGCAUGCAUGACAACCCGUAGCUUCGAAUGAAUGAUGUGGUAUUCUCUCUUUCUCUUGUCUUUUUCCUGAUCUUGGUAUGGGAAUACCCUGUUUGGGUCAUAUCAAAGAUUCGCUGUGCUUAUUAAUAUCAUCAGCAUCAACAAACACCCAUGAAUGACAUGUGGGUCAACUUGGAGCUGUUUUCUCUUCUAAGUUUGUUCCUUCAAGAGGUUUUCAUCAAAUGUCAUUCUACAUGAGCAGUACUAUUAUUGAGUUAAUACAUUAACAGCACUGUAACAUGAAGCUUAACGUUGGGAGCCUUAGAUUUUUCUUCCUUAAAUAUGCACAGCUUUUCACUUUGACUGCUUUUGUUAAUGAUUGUGAAGUUACUGGAUUUUUAUAUUUAGUGAGCAAGCUUUAUGGGUUAAUAGUCAAGCUUUUGUUAUGUGUCAAAUUAGAAGUUUAAUAUACUCCAUAGCACUGGCAGUAGUGGUGCAGUGUUUAAGACUAUGUAUCCCUGAAGAAGUUAAGCUGUAUUUAUUCCAAUAUCAUUUUUUUACUAA